Molecule: messenger RNA, 276 nt
Organism: Dibothriocephalus latus
Lineage: Eukaryota; Metazoa; Platyhelminthes; Cestoda; Diphyllobothriidea; Diphyllobothriidae
Source: the annotation of a GenBank genome assembly
AUGGUCAUGCCCAUUUCUGACUGUCCAUACGACUCUCUAAUCAACCAACUUUCAUGCCUGACCAAGCCCUUAUUUCGAGAACUGGACAUAAAGUACACACUCACCUACCACAUUUCCACCACUGCACCUCCCCAAGCUUGCCGACCGCGUCGCCGUUCUCCGGACAGUUCGAAGAUUGCCAUAGCAGAGUUCGAACACAUUUCUGAGCUCGGAAUCACCCGACAUCUUCGGGUAUCUUUCCUCUAUAAUGUUUCGAAGAAGACUGCUGAGAAUUAG